GUCUCUUAUCCCUAUUGUAAGAAUCACACGAAAUUCAGAUUAAAGCAAGAAUUUGAUGGACAGACUCAAAAGCCCUUCAAUUCUUUCCUUCCAAAGAAAAGGAGCUGUUAGUGUUGGGUGCAGAGAAUCAUGGCCAGCAUGGUGGUUGUGCACCACAAACAGCCCUCUUCCACCUCCAUCCUCCUCUCCUCAUCUCUCUCUGACUUCAAUGGCGCCAGACUCACUGCUUCAGUUCAGUACAAGAGGAAAUUAUGGCAGCCGAAAGGAGCGUUGCGUGUUACAGCAUCGAGCACCAAGAAGAUUCUUAUAAUGGGAGGCACUCGAUUCAUCGGUAUAUUUUUGUCUAGGCUUCUUGUCAAAGAAGGCCAUCAGGUAACCCUGUUUACCAGGGGAAAAGCACCCAUUGCUCAGCAACUGCCAGGCGAAUCAGAAGCUGACUUUGCUGAUUUUUCCUCCAAGAUCUUGCACUUGAAGGGAGACAGAAAGGACUUUGAGUUUGUGAAGAGCAGUCUUGCCGCAGAAGGAUUUGAUGUCGUUUAUGAUAUUAAUGGACGUGAAGCAGUUGAAGUGGAACCCAUAUUGGAAGCUUUACCAAAUCUAGAACAGUACAUAUACUGCUCCUCUGCUGGAGUCUACCUCAAAUCUGAUUACCCACCGCAUUUUGAGAUUGACGCAGUUGAUCCCAAGAGUCGACACAAAGGCAAGCUCGAGACAGAGAGCUUGUUGCAAUCACGGGGCGUGAACUGGACGUCUAUUAGGCCAGUCUACAUUUACGGGCCGUUGAACUACAACCCUGUCGAGGAGUGGUUCUUCCACCGGCUGAAAGCAGGCCGCCCUAUCCCAAUUCCCAACUCAGGCAUGCAAGUCACUCAGCUUGGUCAUGUGAAGGAUCUGGCAACAGCUUUUAUUAAGGUUCUUGGUAACGAGAAGGCAAGCAGGGAAGUGUUCAACAUAUCUGGAGAGAAAUAUGUUACCUUUGAUGGAUUAGCAAAAGCGUGUGCUAAGGCUGCUGGAUUCCCUGAGCCUGAGAUUGUUCAUUACAAUCCCAAGGAGUUCGAUUUUGGCAAGAAAAAGCCAUUCCCUUUCCGUGACCAGCAUUUCUUUGCGUCGGUUGAGAAAGCAAAGAGCGUGCUGGGGUGGAAACCAGAAUUCGACCUGGUCGAAGGCCUUGCAGAUUCUUACAACCUGGACUUUGGAAGGGGGACAUUCAGGAAAGAAGCUGAUUUCUCCACUGAUGACAUUAUUCUUGGGAAGAGUCUUGUUCUCCAGAGCUAGGUCCUUAGUUGUCUCUUUCUCUUGUUUUCUAUUUUCUAACUCCUCUCUUUGUGUCUCCUUCUUGAGCUAUUCUUACUUUUUCUUACAGUUUCUGUAAGAACAUUCAAACCCAAAUUACAAAAUUUUAUCCUACAAAAAUGAUCUUGUGAACAA
This is a messenger RNA of Sesamum indicum (sesame), 1428 nucleotides long. It is a transcript of the gene CRB, whose product is annotated as chloroplast RNA binding protein. NCBI's taxonomy places the organism in Eukaryota, Viridiplantae, Streptophyta, Magnoliopsida, Lamiales, Pedaliaceae. Gene Ontology annotation, cellular component: cytosol. Gene Ontology annotation, biological process: monosaccharide metabolic process. Gene Ontology annotation, molecular function: UDP-glucose 4-epimerase activity. The record is from RefSeq and is a predicted model, not a curated record.